UCAGUUCUGUCGGAGUUAAUGAUUAUGAAGAAGACACCAACGAUGCACAUGCUUUGACUACUCCAUCUAUGAAAUCAUCUCGUCAGGCGCCAACACGACCGCCUAAGAGAAUAUCAGCUGGUACAAAACCAAUUAGUAAGAAGACUGUUUCGCCUAAACCAACUUUAUCAUCCAGUGGUUCAGAUAAUGCAUGUAAGUUUAAUUGA
Molecule: messenger RNA, 206 nt
Organism: Schistosoma turkestanicum
Lineage: Eukaryota; Metazoa; Platyhelminthes; Trematoda; Strigeidida; Schistosomatidae
Source: the annotation of a GenBank genome assembly